AUGGAUGCGCUCUUUGCCUCCGCCCUUGAGCAGAUCGCCCUCGAAGGACACAAAGGGUGUUCUCUGCCUCGCCUGUGGGAGACGCUGAGGGAGGAGCUGCCCAUCGGAGGCGUCGCCGAGCUGACGGAGGGGAUCAAGCAGGUGGUGUGGGAUGAGGUCCGGCGGCGGAAGCUGGACGUGCAGGCGUCCGUCGCUGCCUGCCAUGCGGCGGCAUUUGGGUUGAAGAACAGCAAUGUGGAGCAUGCCAGCGGCCAGGUCGAUGUUGACCUAAGCCACGCCAAUCUGGGAACAGUUGCAGGUGCUGAGGGGUUUCACAUUCUUCUUGUGGCAUCACAGGAGCUUAGGGACUGUGUCCUUGGUGUGUAUGAUUUGCGACAUUGCAGAUUUCGUUUGAGCAGUACCAUGAUGCAAACACUGGAAGCAAUCGGUGCAACACGCCACAAAGGAGCUGUGCAAUGUGACUUGGCUACCAACCUGGAUAUCCCUCACAAGAAUUUCUUCUUUGUCCUCAAGCACUUGGAAAAUCGUGGCCUCAUCGUCAAGAACCAACUGUUGAUGACUAGACCAACAACAUCUACCCAUGCCUUGCAAACAAACAUUGUUCACCUGCGUCAGUUUGCCCCAGCAAAUUCAUUGCCACAUUUCGAGAGGUUUGAGGCAGACCAUCAGGAUUCUGACGAUGACGUUCAUGAAGGGGGUUCGCGGUAUUCAAUGUCCAAGGACGCACCAAUGAUGAGGUCGAUCUGUGAGAGGAUCAGUGCCACCGAUAACAAGGUCCUGCUGGAACGAGACCUGAAGAUGUCCUUUGGUUUUCGUUUCAAGACGGGUCACAGGGUUUGGAGGCGACUGCAGAGAAAGAUGCGGGAGUGUCGCCUGAUAGAGCGAUUUGUUGGGACAGUGGAUGGCAAACCUGUCGUUUGUAUACGUCUGCUGAUGAACUACAAUGACUGGCAGAGGUCCUUCGCUGCCCCGCUGGUUCAAUGUGCAACGAACAUCGAAUCUCGCAUUACUGUGGAGAACAGCUUGCAAGAACAACUCUAUGAACACGUAUUGCAAGCUGGGCUUGCAGGGCUUACCUCAAGCGAAAUAAUGAAGCACUUCAGGCUGAGUCACAAGCACAACAUGGUCAGGCUGACUGCCCUGUCAAAGCGCUUUGGCAUGCUCAUUCACUCUGACACAGAGGGCAAGGUUGUACACCACCGUUGCAUUUGUCCCCCUGCCUAUGUGCACAAUGCAAGUAGAGCUCCCUUUGAGGGUUCUACUGUGCAUGUGCCUCCAGGUGGUUGGAUGAAGGCAGUUGUGACCGCCAUAAUGGCAGGCAAAAGCAACUCGCGAGGAACCAAGGUGCUGACCAUGGAGGAGCAUAUGCCACACAGAUCUGAUGCUCUUCCCCCCAAGUCUCAGUUGUUGGACACAGCUCACCCGGCCAAUGCCAGCCUUUUGGAAGAAAACCUUGGUCCAGAGGCUGGCCCAGGCAACAAAGAGACUGAUGCCCUGAAGCGCUACCUCCAACUUCAUGUGCUCACCAAGCGGUCUGACUUUCGCUUCAGAAAGUUGAUGGACAAGCUGCAGGCAGACGGGUUUGUCUUCAAGUUUUGCUUGAAGUCGUUCUUCAGGGAUGUGGAAACUGCCGAGGGCUUCAAAAAGGUUGGGCACGGCCCUGAUCGUCGGACUCUGAAUGCCCUCAUUAAGAGGCUGGUGACCACUGCUGGCGCAAAGACUAUCAAUGUCUCGUUACUGACCAAGGAAGCUACUGAGAAAUUGGUGGAGGUGAUCUUGCCCGGAGACGUUCAAGUGACAGAAGAGCUGCUCAAAGAAAUCAGGGAUAGCUAUCUGUCAUGUGGAAGUGAGUUGCGCAAGAAGUCCCAUGUCAAGCUGAAGGCCAAAGCGAUGCAAGCCCUUGGUGAAAAGAUACCUGUCAUGGAUAAGAUUGAGAGGUUGAUACCAGACCCAAAGGACCAAAAUUGGAACCUUAAUGCAAAGGACAAGGGAAUCUGUGAUCGUCCCAAUGCUUCUAAGUCCUUCAAUGGGUUCAUCUGGGCAAAGAUGGUACGAGCCAAGUUGCUCCAUUAUCUCAUUUGCAGGAUGGUGGGCCUUGGCGGCUUUCAGAGGUGUAUUGAUGAUGAAAGUCCCCCUCCAUCAGUUGCCUUCCCAGCAUGGAAAGAAGAGCAGGAUGCAGAAUGGAACAGCCUCACACAAGGGCAGGUUGGAUUCUCUACAGCUUCUGUCCGAGAAACUGCUUCUGUGCAUGUUCAACGCCACGCCUUUAUGUUGUCAACUAACAGCUCAAAAUAUUCAUUCACUCCGAGGCAGCUGUGGGACUUCAUGCCCAUAGACCUUUUCCUCCAGAUUGUUGGCACCAGUGUGGAUAGUGGCAGGAUAGAGGAGCUGUGCGGCCAGUCCAAGACGAUGAGCGAUUUUCCGGAAGAAAAGUUGCGGGAGAUCAUCGAUGACAAUUCCCGUACACGGAUGUCUCGCCUUCUGGACAUUUUGUGCAGAAUGGACCUCAUUGAAUCGGCCGUGACUGCCAGCACAUCCUGCAUGGGUCUGCAUGAAUGCAGCCGAUUCUUUGCUCAUGACAAAGGGGUAAUGGAAGUUCCUGAGGCUGUGGGGGAAGGUCAAAGCAACAAUGCACAAGGUCGGAAGAAGAAAAUGAGUGAAUAUGAUCUCACCCUGGCAUCUGGUCUAGAUGAGUAUUGGACAAGGCUGGAGUUUAAUUUUACUUCAGAGAGCAGCGAUCGAACAAGGCACUGCUUCCCUAGCACAAUGGCACCAGAGGUGUGCAGCAAACAUAGUUGGCGCACAUUCCGGUUGAUGUCUAUGCCCCAAUGGCUGGAACUUCGGGACAAGUUGAAGCAGUUCAAGGAAGGCAUCAACUGGAAGCAGUGCCAAGACCUUGCAACAAAACUCGAGUUGAGCACGGAGCAGGUCUUCAGGCUAUUUAAUACGUAUGGCAGAGCUGUAAGGCUUGAAAGAUUGCAGUCUGGGCUGCCAAAGGAUGGAUGGAAGCCAUGCAGGAAACCAAGGCCAACAAAGAGGGCCAGGACGCAGAGUCGAACCACGGGAUCAGGGGUCGUGGGAGGAAGACUUGCUGAAAGGAGGAAGAAAAUGGCAAAGAAGGAAAAGUCCCUGUCACAGAGAUCCCUGCCGCUCGUUCUUCCAGGAAGCAGUGGUCAACAUGGGGGCAGAUCAGCUGAAGGUUGGAGUGUUGGAAUGGAAAAUGGAGGAGAAUUUGGCAAUUGGCAGAUAAGGGGCAAGGCUGGAUAUUGGAGUCAGGAGGAGGACAAGAAGCUUUUUGGUGCCUUCCUUGCCAUGCGCUGCUGCUCAAAGUCAACGAAGCUUGGGCACAAAUGGAAGGAUGCUGUUGGACUUCCAUGUCCAAAAAACAAUGCAGAAGGGAUAAACAGGUGCAAGCGGCGAUUAGGGUACUGCAAGAAGAUCCCAGAAAUGAAGCACCUGUUGAUGCGUGCAGAACGCCUAGCACAGGAAGUAUACCUCAAGAGGCUUGCAUUGAUGGCUGAUACACUCGACGAUAUGCCAGAGCAGAUUCCGGGAUUGGAAUGGCCGACUGGUCACCAGGAUGAACCUGUGCAAGCCAGGAAGGCCAGCCUGCAUGCAACAGGGAAAAGGAGCAGAUCCGAUGCAUUUGGGGACAACUACACUGCAUUGGAUAAAAGCACUCCAGCAACAAUUAAAGACGGCAUGGGAUCGUCUUCUGAGGUUGAGAGAUUGGAUGCCAGACUUUUGAAUGGUGGCAGCCAUGCUGCAACUGCCACAGUGGAGACAACAAAGCUGGCUACUGAAAGACCUGGGAAAGACAAGGAUGCACAACAUACUUUGGAGCUGAUGCUGACGACAUGCGAACCUGAAAUUCGGGAGGAAGUGGAGCAGCUGUGCAAAAUGGUUGAUGAGCUUACUGCCAUGGCGCCUCGAAGUCUCAAGAAUUUGCAACCUGAAGAAGAGGAGUGUGAUGGGCCACCCUGCUUCUACAUGGAAGCCGCUGCUGUUCCAGCAUCCCUGGGCUCAUCAGUUGUAUUCUCAGCGGAGCGAAAGAAGCGCCUGGCCGUUCGUGUCAACAAGGCCUCACUUCCUCGUGUCGACACGUCCUCCGUCCCUCUGGCAGCUAUGGUUGGCAAGGAAUUCAUCCUUUCCAUAUUAUUCAGCGCCGUGAAGAAUGGAUUCCUGGACAAGCAGAUGGCCGCUGCCCUGACAGCUCGAUUCACUGAUGCAGAGAUCCGACAAGCAGUUGCUUUGCUGUAUCAUGGCGGAUGGGUGCAAAUCGGUGGUCCACAGUGUCCACUGAAGCUGUCAUCACAGUUCAUGGACCAGCUGAAGGUCGAUCAGUUCCCAGAGCAUCUGUUCGACGAGGCGGUCGAGGGCUAUGCAACCCUCUCAGGCCUUGGCCAGCCAGCCAAGCCCUCUGGAGCUGGCUCUUUAGGCGCGGCGAUGGGAGAAGAUGGGCGCCUGGCACUGCAUUCCGAUGUCAGAGUCAGUGGUGGGACGGUUGCUGCAAUCUUGGCUGCUGUAGUCUCCAGCCAGGCGUCGUUGGUGUUGCAUUGGGACACUGACGGAGAGUCUAGGUGCGAGGGGAUCGGAGCUGCUGCAGGUCCUGUGUCACCCAAAUUCACGUUGUUUGUUCGGAGUUCGGCAGAGCCAAGUCAUGGCUGCGACAAGGACCCAGCUCUGGAAGCGCAGUACCAAGGAGCCCAAGGCCAGGCAAGCGACCGGCGUGGUCGAGGGCAGCGGCGAGGACGGGGCCGAAGCCGAGGUGCCGGCAGAGGUCGAGGCCGAAGUAGAGGCCGUGGAGAAAGGGUGACCCCUGUGGGCUCGAAAAGGACCUUCGCAGAUCUUGUUCGAGAUGCUCUCGACGCGGAUGGCUCAGCUGGUGCGACGUGCUGGUCGACCAAACGGGUUCAAACCAACGGGGGCGCAGAGUCGCUGCAUUCGACGACCCCGCGCGGGGAAGAGCACGAGGAGUCGGUGUGCAGGGCGAGCGAAGGUGACAUUUGCUGGGCAUUGGCUAGGAUUCGCAGGAGGAAAGAGGAGGGGAUCACCCUGCAGGAUUUGUGUGCAAAGGCACAAGACGCAGACGGGCCCGAGUCCAUUGGGCCUGGCAGCACUGCACUGUCCGGAGAGAGAGCUCCUCAAAGACAGCGAGAGAGCGGAGCCGGCGGCCCUUGCCAUACUUUGCAUUCAAGUGGACAAGAGGACUUGCGCACUUCGUCCAGCCAAGGCAGGCUGCCCCCAGACGGGUCCGUUGAUGCAGGCAUUUCCAGGCGGCGAAGACGUCCAAGGGAGGACGCAUUGGGAUUUGCCGUGCAGUGUUUGUGUCGUCGAGGGCUUGCACGCGGGAUUUCUGGUCAUUCAGAGACGGUCUACGUUGCGACAGAGCAUUCGUCUCGAUAUCUGGCACAUCCUCCGCACAGCCACGUGCAUAAGGAAGCCGCGGGCAGUGACACUGUGGACGGGCCCAAUGCCGCAGGACCAUCUUCUCUAGCGAACAGCGAGAGGACCGAAGGUACCUCGCAGCAGGAAGUCCAUAUUCGGCCAUGGUUGGACCACACAGGCGCAAUCAAUCGCGAGGUGCUUAAGUCUCUCCAGCAGAAGAUUUUGAUGCUCGUGAUGAGCCACCCGGGUAGGCCAGAAUGCACGAUAAUCGACCAUCUCAGCUUCAUGUGCCCCUCGAACGUAAAGGAGCUGUUGCAGAUCAUGGUCGGGCAGAGCAUCAUCACCUGCAGGACGUCCACAACGACGACCGCUGGGCCACCCUCGAUUCUGCGCGCAACGGGUGUGGAGGGCUCGGCACAGAGGUCCACCAGCCGGCACUACUUUCCUAACCUUUCCCAUUGCUUCGCAAGGGAAUUUCCAGCCGAACAGGGCAUAUCAUGUAGACCAAGACAGGGAGCUAAGGGGGUGGUUUCUUGA
This is a messenger RNA of Ostreobium quekettii, 5925 nucleotides long. The record is from the annotation of a GenBank genome assembly. Lineage: Eukaryota; Viridiplantae; Chlorophyta; Ulvophyceae; Bryopsidales; Ostreobiaceae.